Westerdykella ornata is the source of this 1055-nucleotide messenger RNA. RefSeq lists its product as uncharacterized. The transcript is spliced from 5 exons. Lineage: Eukaryota; Fungi; Ascomycota; Dothideomycetes; Pleosporales; Sporormiaceae. The coding region runs from base 191 to 754 and encodes 187 amino acids. The record is from RefSeq and is a predicted model, not a curated record.
CCACCUCGUUCGCGCUCUGCGCAUGCACGGAGGAUAUCUUGGAGCUACAUUUGUAUUCCUGUAAACACCAGCUCCAAACUUGUUGAGAUGCUAAAUAUCGUGCGCCAAGUCAACAGCUCCAGCCCCACUAUCUCAUGCCUCACUCAACACCACCAUUCCCCGCUGAAUGGACUAUAUACCACAAAAGACCAUGACAUCCCCCAUCCCUUCCCUACCCGCAUUCACCACCCUCCCCACCCUCGACGACCCUUCCCUCAAGCAAAUCCUCGACCUCCUCUUCGAGCCCUCGCCCCCCUUGCACACCCUCGUCCUACCCCUUCUCCGCAGCACCCCGUACCCCAACUACGAUGCCCUCAUCUCCGCAAUCAGGAGCAAAUUGCUCGCACUAGCAUCGUCCUCCUCCAAGGACGGAGAUGUGGACCUCCUCUCCCAAAUCCUCUGCGCCCACCCCCGCCUCGGCGAGAAGAAAAUAUCCAGCGAGCAGAGCCGCCGCGAGCAAGCCCAGCUUCAUGGCGGCAAGGACGAGGAAGCCAGAAUGUUGGAGGAGCUGAAUCGUCAAUAUGAAGAAACGUUUCCAGGCCUGAGAUAUGUCGUCUUCGUCAACGGCCGCCCGCGCCCCGAAAUCAUGGAUAACAUGCGCGCCCGCAUCGCCCGCGGCGAUAUCCAGGCCGAGCGGCUGGAAGCCAUCGAGGCCAUGUGCGACAUCGCCGCCGACCGGGCCAAGAAGCUACUGCGGCAGCAGGAGGCGCAAUAAUGCAAACCGCGUCCCCCUUUCCCUCAUAUGAAGGAAAGGGGAGAGGAGAGUAUUGGUGAUGGGAUUUAUAGAGAUAGAGUGUUAGAGCCUGGAUGUCUUGGCAACCUCCACGUGCUAUAGACCUACCUUGGACCACCCGCUACGAGACCCGCAGAAGAGCACAAAAGUAGGCCAAGGUGGGCGUUUUGCAAAAUGGAUAGUAACCAAAAAGUCCAGAACCGCGAGGUCGACCGGUGGGUCCAUCCCCUACCUGACCCAGACAAGCACAUUCAAUCCAAAUGGUUCCGUUCCUUAAACGCCC